Messenger RNA from Closterium sp. NIES-65, 948 nucleotides. The record is from the annotation of a GenBank genome assembly. NCBI's taxonomy places the organism in Eukaryota, Viridiplantae, Streptophyta, Zygnematophyceae, Desmidiales, Closteriaceae.
AUGGUCGCGUCAUUCGAAACACUAGGAGCCUCACUAGUGGCACUCGCGGGAGUACCAGUAGGAGUCGACAUCAAGUGGAGCUGGGCGGGUGUGGGUGACAAUGUGUUUGGGAGGCUGGCAGUGGCACCACGUGGUGCUGGCAGUGGCGCCACGUGGUGCUGGCAGUGGCGCCACGUGGUGCUGGCAGUGGCGCCACGUGGUGCUGGCAGUGGUGCCACGUGGUGCUGGCAGUGGCGCCACGUGGUGCUGGCAGUGGCGCCACGUGGUGCUGGCAGUGGCGCCACGUGGUGCUGGCAGUGGCGCCACGUGGUGCUGGCAGUGGCGCCACGUGGUGCUGGCAGUGGCACACAUGGUGCUGCUGGCACAGGAGGCGCUGCUAUUGCAUCACUUUCAGCGUCACUCACUCAUGCUACCAAUCCCUCUCUCUCACUCACCACACCCUCCCGUCUCGCUGGUACAUGGUAUGGCAUGGUAUGGUGUGGUAUGGCGUGUUAUGGUGUGGUGUGGCGUGGUAUGGUGUGGUAUGGCGUGGUGCAUGGGGAGGAGGGGCAGAGGCGCAUGAGGGAGGCGGGGCAGUUGGCAGCACGAGUCAGAGACCACGCCGGCACACUUGUGAAGCCCGGAGUCACAACAGACGAAAUAGACCGUGCAGUGCAUGAGAUGAUCAUAGAGGCGGGAGCAUACCCCUCGCCGCUCAACUACGCAGGCUUCCCCAAGUCUGUGUGCACAUCUGUCAACGAGUGCAUCUGCCACGGCAUCCCCGACUCGCGGCCGCUAGAGGAUGGGGACAUAAUCAACAUCGACGUCACAGUGUACCUCAACGCCCCACCCUCCACUGUGUACCUUGGCUGGCUCGCUAAACUUUCUUUUCCUCUUCUUAUUUUGUUCGUGCUUCUGUGCUGCAAUGAGGCCACCCCACCACCCCACCCCACCAGGAUGGGGACAUAA